Molecule: messenger RNA, 878 nt
Organism: Chara braunii
Lineage: Eukaryota; Viridiplantae; Streptophyta; Charophyceae; Charales; Characeae
Source: the annotation of a GenBank genome assembly
UCGGUCGGCGAUUCAGAAAGUCGGAUUGAGAAUUAGACUGCGGGAAUUAACACGUUUGCUUGCUCACACACCCAAAGGGCAUCAUGCAUCUGAAAGAGUAAGCUCCUGCUCACAAGCUUGCAUGCCCUUCUCGUCGGUGUGGGAUGUUGCAAACAGAGGUUUAUAAGUAGCAAUUGCGGUUGUGCGAGGAGAACACUGCGAGUGAGGGGGGGGGUAUUCAUAGUCUUGUGUCGGAGGCACAUUGGCGAAGGACAGAGAAGGGAUUGAUCGAACAGCUGCAGUGGUCAGGCGGUGAGCGGAGUCAAAAGUUUGCCAGUGGCUUGGAACAAAGUCUGGCAGCAGAAAGAGAGAGAUUUGUGGCGGAUGGAUGGAGGAAGGAAAACAGGAGGACGAGGAGGAGGACGAGGAGGAGGACGAGGAGGACGAGAAGGAGGACGAGGAGGAGGACGAGGAGGGCGCGGGGGGAGGAGGAGCAGGUGGUGCUGAUGACGAUGUUGAUGUUGCGUCGUGUUGCUUAGUGAGGGAAGACAAAGCCCACCAGCGUCUUGGAACAAAGUCCAGCAGCAGACAGAGAGUGAGACGCUGCAGAUGGAUGAAGUUGACGGGAACAGCAGCAGCAGCAGGAGGAGGAGGAGGAGGAGGAGGAGGAGGAGGAGGUGGUGCUGCUGGUGGUGACGGCGAUGGUGAUAUGAAGGAAGGGAGUGAGGCAGCAGAAGCAGGAGGAGGAGGAGGAGGAGGAGGAGGAGGAGGAGAAGGAGAAGGUGGUUAUGAUGAUGGUGGUGUUGCAGCUGGCUGAUAUUGGGUUAUGCUUAUUCCUCAACGGCAAGGAAAGUUCUCCGAAGCUCAGUGUUUUGGCUGGUGUUUGGAGAUUCACUAGC